GAGUCCUAUCCGUGCAAGUGGGCCUCGCCAGGCCCAUGCUCUGCCGUCUUUCUCGACCCCGAGGCUCUCUAUGAGCACUUGACGGCCCUUCACGUUGGCCGAAAAGCCACCAACAACCUGUGUCUGGACUGCCACUGGGACGGCUGCGACCACAAAACUACCAAGCGAGACCACAUCACCUCCCACAUCCGUGUGCAUGUGCCUCUCAAACCCCAUGUUUGCAGUAUUUGCCGCAGGGCCUUCAAGCGACCCCAAGAUCUCAAGAAGCACGAAAAACUGCAC
Molecule: messenger RNA, 282 nt
Organism: Polychytrium aggregatum
Lineage: Eukaryota; Fungi; Chytridiomycota; Chytridiomycetes; Polychytriales
Exons: 2
Biological process (GO): positive regulation of transcription by RNA polymerase II
Cellular component (GO): nucleus
Source: RefSeq, a predicted model, not a curated record